Messenger RNA from Saccharomycopsis crataegensis, 1425 nucleotides. It is a transcript of the gene GCD1, whose product is annotated as translation initiation factor eIF2B subunit gamma. Gene Ontology annotation, cellular component: guanyl-nucleotide exchange factor complex; eukaryotic translation initiation factor 2B complex. The record is from RefSeq and is a predicted model, not a curated record. Gene Ontology annotation, molecular function: guanyl-nucleotide exchange factor activity; translation initiation factor activity. Bases 1 to 1425 code for a protein of 474 amino acids. Lineage: Eukaryota; Fungi; Ascomycota; Saccharomycetes; Ascoideales; Saccharomycopsidaceae. Gene Ontology annotation, biological process: biosynthetic process; cytoplasmic translational initiation. The transcript has a single exon.
AUGGAAUUCCAGGUGGUAAUUUGCUGUGGGAAGGGUAAGAACCUCUCUCCUUUCUCUUCGGUGCGUCAGAAUGGUAUUCCAAAGGCUCUUAUACCAAUUGCCAAUCGUCCAAUGAUUCAUUACAGUUUGGAAUGGUGUGAUAGUGCUCCAUUCCAUUCGGUCAUUGUGGUCACUGAUACCUCUUCUAAAGAUGCUGUUACUGGUGCCGUAAAGAAAUAUGAAGAAAAAAGAAAUAAGGAAUUGUUUAGUCAAGUAGAAGUUGUGGGUCUUGACAUUGAAGGCACAGGAAGUAUCGUGAAAGCGUUAACUGAUCAAGGAAAGAUCACUAGAGACUUUGUGUUGUUGUCGUGUGAUUUUGUGACUGAUCUUCCUCCUCAGAUAUUCAUUGAACAAUAUCGUAACCGUGGGGAAAAUGAUAUUGGGAUGUGUACUUACUAUAAGAACAAUUUUACCACCAUCGAUGAAAAAAAGAGUAAUUUGAAGAGAUAUUAUACUUGUUAUACCACAGAUAAAUACGGGGAGAACCACUUGUUGGAUAUUUACUCUAAGUCAUCGAUCGAGAAAACCAAAUUCUUGAACCUUAGAACACAAAUGGUGUGGCGUAACCCAAAGGUUAAAGUUUCUUCAAAAUUGUUGGAUUCAUUUAUUUACUUUUGUUCACUUAAAACUAUACAAAUUUUGGCAGAAGAAGAUUACGACUUUGAAUACAAGUCAUGCACCAAGAUCAUGAGAGAUUUGGCCAGACGUUCAUGGCGUCAUACCGUUCCAAAAGAGUCCAUUAACAUGUUCAUAUUGCCAGAUGAAUGUACAUUUGCUCGUUCUUCUAAUUUAUCUAUUUAUUUGGAAGCUAAUAGAUGGAUCAUGCAAAAUGAACAUAUGGAAAACAUCAAAAAAAUCCAGGCUGGUCAAAUGGCUCCUCCACUAGGUAAAAAGGACAAAAAUUCACCAAAUGUCGGUCCAGAAUCCCAAAUUGGGCCAGAAACUACGAUUGAAGAAAAAACCAAUAUCAAGAAAACUAUCAUUGGUGCCAAUUGUAAAAUCGAUAAAAGAUGUCGUAUUGCUGGGUCAGUUAUUUUAGAUAAUGUGACCAUUCAAGAUGACGUAUUUUUGGAAAAUUGCAUAAUUGGUGAAAAGGUGACAAUUGAAUCAAAGGUCAAAUUGAUCAAUUGUAAUGUGGAAAAUGGUUACACUGUUGCAAAGGGAAAGAACCUUAAAGGUGAAACCUUGUUACAAAUCCAGUUGGCGAACUUUGAUCCUGAAGGCCUUUUUGAAUUGAGCGGACCUGGUCUUACUAUUGGUGACUCAGCAAUCACUGAUGACGAUGAAGGUGAUGAUGAUGAUGAUGAUGAUGAUGACGACGAAAGUGAUAAUUUCAUUGAAGAUUUCGACGAAGAUUUGGAAGGUGAUGACUUGUUUGAUCGCUAA